Ruditapes philippinarum (Manila clam) is the source of this 4312-nucleotide messenger RNA. Its product is annotated as dipeptidyl peptidase 9-like. Gene Ontology annotation, biological process: proteolysis. Gene Ontology annotation, molecular function: serine-type peptidase activity; dipeptidyl-peptidase activity. Lineage: Eukaryota; Metazoa; Mollusca; Bivalvia; Venerida; Veneridae. The record is from RefSeq and is a predicted model, not a curated record.
UUAAACACUGCAAAAAUUGAGAGACCAGCCAAGAAACUAAAAAUGGCUUCCGAAAUGUUGGAAAGUCCCAUCGGAGCCUCUGAACCAUUUUUUGGGGAACAGAACAAAGAUGGAAAUAAAACCUGGGAGGAGAUGAAACUGAUAGUGAAGGAUACAAGAAAGAUGGUAAGCUCACUAGCCAGUAAAGUGCCCUCAAAUUUCCAGUUCCGGACACAGGAAACGCCGGAUGGUCCAAUAACAAGACUAUACUUUCUUGGCAUCCCACCAAAGCAGAGAGAAUCAACCCUGAUGUAUGUCAAUGUCCCAUCAGUUCCUAUGAACAUUACACCAAUGUUACAGUGGUGCAGUCUAUUAGAAUCAUUUUCAUCUACUUUGUCCAACAAUGUACAAAUGUCGAAAGAAGAACAACUGCUGAGGGAAAGGAAAAGGCUUGGGGUAUUCGGAAUCACAUCAUAUGAGCUAACAAAUAAAGGAAAGUUGGUGUUCCCAGCAUGCAAUAGUCUGUUUUGCUGUUUUGACGAAAAUCUUGCGUUGGAGCACGUAAUGGAUCCCCAGAUCUGCCCGAACAACUCAGAUCUUGUAGCUUUUGUUAACUCCAAUGACUUGUGGGUAGUGAAUACAAAAACUGGUCAGGAAUUUGAGACUGUGUUUACUCACAAGGUUCAGGAAACCCCUAAAGAAGACCCAUACAGUUCCGGAGUGCCAUCUUUUGUUGUACAAGAAGAAUUUGACCGUUACACUGGUUAUUGGUGGGAACCGGUGAACAAUCAAUCAACAGAGAAUAAAACAUACAGGAUCUUGUUUGAGGAGGUUGACGAAUCAGAUGUUGAUAUUAUAUCGCUUCAUUCACCAAUGGAGGGCGUUGACCAGUACAGAUACCCACGGCCUGGAAAAACUAACGCCAGAAGUUGCCUGAAAAUCAUUGAAUUCUCGCUUAAUGAUAAAAAUAAGUUUAAUGAGUCAGUGUUAUGCAAAUGUUUAUACGAGUCAUUAUCUUCACUGUUUCCGUCCAUGGAAUAUUUGCUUAGAGCGGGCUGGACCCCAGAUGCUAAAUACGUCCAUUGUCAACUGCUGAAUAGGAAACAGACAAAUCUAACACUGGCACUGAUACCUUCACAAUGUUUUGUCGUAACCAAGGCAACUGAUGAUGUAGAUAUGGAGGCAAGGCAAUCUGAGAAAUAUCCCAAUAUACAUUUGAUACAUGAAGACACAUCAGAAAUAUGGGUCAAUGUACAUGAUGUAUUACACUUCCUACCCAGUGAUUCACAAAACGAGAUUAAUUUUAUUUGGAUGUCGGAAAGUUCAGGGUACCGACAUCUGUACAAAAUAUCAUCAAAGUUAACCACACAGCAAGAGCUAGGACAAUCAGAGUUGCAUGAUGAUGUAUUGAAGUGUGAAUGUUCAACAGUAACUGCAAUAACAUCAGGAGAGUGGGAAGUCUCUCCUAAAGAGGAUAAACAAAUAAAGCUAUAUUUCAGAUAUGUAACCUCAUAUGACAAAACCAGCGAGCCAGUCAGAUUAACGGAGCUAGGGUAUUCUCAUAGUGUCUCAUUCAACAAGGAACGAUCACUGUUUGUGUCAGUGUAUAGUUCUGCUAAAGUUACACCAAUGUCCACGCUAUAUCAGAUUACCCACAUAGACAACAAUGUGAGAACACAGCCUAUUGGAGUUCUAAUGCCUUCAUCACGUAAGUUUUUGAGAUUACAUACGCUAGCAUCUCAGGGCUAUGCUGUUGUUCUGAUUGAUGGGAGAGGGUCCUGGUGUAGAGGACUGAAAUUUGAAAGCCAUAUCAAAAAUAGACUGGGCACCACAGAGAUUGAGGAUCAAGUUGAAGGUUUACAAAAUUUAAUGUCCAUGGUAGAUUUUAUAGAUGAGAACAGGAUAGCAAUACAUGGCUGGUCAUAUGGUGGUUAUCUAUCAUUGAUGGGCCUUGCUCAACGUCCUGACAUAUUUAAGGUUGCAAUAGCUGGUGCCCCUGUAGUUGAUUGGCAUCUAUAUGAUACAGGCUACACGGAGAGAUAUAUGGACGUCCCUGAGAACAAUACAUAUGGAUAUCAGCAAGGAAAUGUUCUCAAUUACAUAGAUAGUUUCCCCAAUGAAGAGAACCGUUUGUUGAUAAUUCAUGGUUUGAUAGACGAGAAUGUACAUUUUCAACACAGUUGUAUAUUAGUUAAUGCCUUGAUCAAAGCCUGCAAACCUCAUCAAAUUCAGAUUUAUCCGAAUGAAAGGCAUGGAAUCAGAAACCCAGAAUCCAGUGAACAUUACAAAACCUUGUUAAUGAGUUUUCUACAAAAAAAUCUCUAGGAUUUCUUUUACAAAAAUGUCAUGUACGUGUUUUGAAUAUACAGUCCUUGUUAUGAAAUAUUUGGGAAAUAUUUUUAAAGCAGUGUUAAAUGUUCUCCAGAAUGCAGACAACAAAUCAAAAGUAAUAAUGUCUUAAAUGCAGACGAUUUUUGUCAAAUAAUGUACCAUAAUAAAUCUUGUUAAAACAUCAUGUUGCAGUCAACAAAUGGAAAAUAUACUCAGUAGCAGAUAAGCCGUGAAAAACUUCAGUUCAUAGAGGAUGACAUACAUUAUCAUAUAAUGUACAUUACCAUUAGCUAGCUUACAGAACACCAGUGCCUGGUCGUGCCUGAAAUAAUACUUAGAGGGACAUCUUGCAUCGUCCACCACCAGUGAAGCUGGAAAUUCGCCGUAUGACAUUUACAGUGUUUGGUGUGACUGGAAAACCAACCAAUCAAACAUGAAAUAAUGUUCAGUAUGAAGAAUAUGUCCCUAAGCAGACGACAUUCGUUAUUUCUGUAGAACACAACAUGUAAAACAUUACAAUGUUGCAGAAGACAUAAAAUAUUUUUCCUAAGCAGAUGACAUAUAAAAUCUUGUUCAUUAGCAGACAUACUUGUGUAUAAUUGUUUCAAGCAAGUUACUGCCUGAAACUUACUGUAACAUAUAGGAACAAGCAGAUUUUUAAUCUGAUAUAAUUUUGUUUUUGUUUAAAUGAUUGUAUAAUAUCUUCAUUCUAUUGGUUUUAACUUGUUGAAGAAGGGUCGUCUGCAAUAUAUUUGGUCAGGAUUUACAUACAAAUACCUCUUUGAAAAGUCUUGUUUGAUUUCUAACAUUAUUAAAAUUUUCAUGUACUAAAUUGAAUCCUCAGGAAAAGAUAGAUCUAAUCAUUAACUUGUGAUACAUGGAGUUAAAGGCUUGUAAGAUGUGUCAAAGGCUACAAAACUUGAGAGAGAACAGUCUUCAAAUUGUUUUACAAAAUUGGUUUAUUCUUGUCCUAUUUUUAACUUGACUAUUGGAAAGAUAGACGAGGUGUAAGUUGUACUCACCUAGGCAUCGGCACCAUACUUAAAUUUUGAGUGCAUGUUGGUAUCUCCAAAAUUACUGAAGGGAAUGGGUUGAAACAUCACAUACUUAUUUCAGAUCAUAAUAGGUCACUGUCCAAGGCCAAUAACACUUACAUGGAUUUUGACAGGAUUAUGGCUAUUUUUGAACCUUAUAUUUCUACAUUAUUAAGGUUCUUGUUUCACUACCAAGCAUUGAGAAUUAUAUCAAAAGUUAAGCGUGUUGUCCUAGUUACAGCUCUUGUUUAUGAUUUGAUUUUGACCAGUGGGGAGAUUUGGGUUUUUUUUAUUUGUCUAGGUAACCAAAUAUUUAAUGUGAGGUUGUUUGAUUGGUUCAUAAAAUACUUAUUCAUUAUAAUUUGCAACUCAACUUCAUUACCAUAUAGAUACACAGUUAGUUGCAUUAGAUUAGAGUUUGUAAUGAACCAUGGCAUCUGAUUGGUUGAAGUUCAAAAUUUGAAUUUUAAACUUACCAAUGAAACAAGUUCAUUACAGACCUCAUAAACUGCUUUCACAAAAGUUUAGGACCAUAAUAAUGUAGGGGUGAUUGUGAAUAGUUUAAAGUUAAAAGAUUUAUUAUCAAUUACCAUUGACAAUAUGCAGUAAAAUAAUUAACUGCUUGAGAUUUUUUAUGUUGCUUUUUGUUGUUGUUAUUGUUGUUGUUUGCUCACUAGAGCACAAAGUGCUUAGCUUUAAGGAUUGCUGACUGUCUGUAAACAAAGUAUUAUUGAACACUUAUUUUUUUUUUAGUUAAAGUAACAUUACAAAUUAUGACCAUUACCAGUUAAUACCUUCUGUAAUCAUCUUCUAUUUAUCACGGGUCUUACAAAUAUUUGAAAGACCCUGAUUUCUCACAGAUUUUUUAUAUUUUAAAUAAGUCAGUGUUCAAUUGUUUUGGUAACAAUCACAAACAAAAUAAAAAUUAGAAUAACUUUGACCAUUUUUCUUUCAAAUAAUUUGAUAUG